GGCGUUACGAGCACACAAACGUAGACGUUCUGGCCACACCGCUCCGCUCCAUGUUGAAAAAUGUCUGGCUGCACCCCGGUUUUGGUUCUUGCCGCCUUCGGUGACAAAGAACGACUCGAGAUGGGCAAAGGGGAGGACGGGUGGCCACUUUUUGCCAUCUUCUUCUCACAACGCGCUCGGCCGCAGAUGGCCGCGGCUUCGGGGAGCGUCUGCGGCGGGACGCCAGUCGGCGCCACCAUCCUCUUCUCCCUCAAGAACGAAGUGGGCGGUCUGGUCAAAGCUCUCGGCACUUUCCAGGAAAAACACCUCAACCUGGUUCACAUCGAGUCGCGCAAGUCCAAGCGCAGGAAUUCCGAUUUUGAGAUCUUGGUGCACUGCGACAGCGAUCACCAUCAGCUCAGAGAGUUGACGCGGCUUCUGGCCCAGCACGCCACCGCCGUGGAGGUCGUGUCCCAGAGCCGCGCCCACGGCGAGGAUGAAGGCCAGACUCCCGACGACCAGCGUGCCAUUCCGUGGUUCCCCAAGAAGAUUUCCGAUCUGGACCUUUGCAAGCAGGUUCUGAUGUACGGCUCCGACUUGGACGCCGACCACCCGGGAUUUAAAGACAGCAUUUACCGCAAAAGAAGGAGCUACUUUGCCGAUUUGGCUCGGAGCUACAAACACGGUGAGCAGAUCCCCCGCGUGGACUACACCCCGGAGGAGGUGCAGACCUGGUCUCGGGUCUUCCGCGAGCUCCACCAACUCUACCCCGGCCACGCCUGCAAGGAGUUCCUGGACAACCUCCCCCUGCUGGCCCAACACUGCAACUACAAGGAAGACAACAUCCCCCAGUUGGAGGACGUCUCGCGCUUCCUCAAAGGGCGCUCGGGGUUCAGCAUUCGUCCAGUGUCUGGCUACUUGACUCCCCGAGAUUUCCUGGCAGGGUUGGCCUUUCGAGUGUUCCACUGCACCCAGUACAUCCGCCACAGCUCCGACCCCUACUACACACCCGAACCGGACGUGUGCCACGAGCUGCUGGGCCACGUGCCGCUGCUGGCCGAGCCGAGCUUCGCGCAGUUCUCGCAGGAGAUGGGUCUGGCGUCGCUGGGCGCCGACGACGACGCCGUUCGCAAACUGGCCACGUGUUACUUCUUCACGGUGGAGUUUGGACUCUGCGAGCAGGACGGAAGACUUCGCGCCUACGGGGCCGGCCUGCUCUCGUCCGCCGGCGAGCUCAAGCACGCGCUGUCAGGCGAGGCCCGCGUGCGCCCGUUCGAUCCUCGGCUGACGUGCGACGAGGAAUGCGUCAUCACCGCCUUCCAGAACGUCUACUUUGUCACCCAAACCUUCGACGACGCCAAGAACAAGAUGAGGGAGUUUGCCAAGCGCAUCGGCCGGCCGUUCUCGGUGCGCUACGACGCGUCCACGCAGAGCGUGGACGUGCUGCAGGACGGCGGCGGCAUCCGAACGCCGGUGCAAGAUCCGCGCCGCCAAGUGGACGAGGUGGACGACGCCCUCAACAGACUCGCCAGGCACAGCGCCGCCGUGUGAGCUCACGUGAGGCUGCUCGCCGUUCAAAAGUUUCAUUGGAGAAAAUUCUCACGAUUUUUUUUUUGGGGGGGGGUUGGACAAUAAAGUUGUAUUCAAUUCAAUUCAAUUCAAUCCAAAAUCUUGAACUGAGAUAGGAUGCUUGUUCACUAAUGUUUUAGCACAAUUCUCCUAACCAAAAAGAUGGGGCCGGGGUGGUGCAUCCCUGUUCCUGAGAGAUUUUUUUUUUCAAAUAAGACAACUUUGAGCUCAUCAUUUUCCAUGAUUUUCUAAAAAAAAAAAAAAUAAUAAUACUCCACUU
Molecule: messenger RNA, 1828 nt
Organism: Hippocampus comes (tiger tail seahorse)
Lineage: Eukaryota; Metazoa; Chordata; Actinopteri; Syngnathiformes; Syngnathidae
Product: tryptophan 5-hydroxylase 1-like
Exons: 11
Coding region: 61-1530 (489 amino acids)
Biological process (GO): aromatic amino acid metabolic process
Cellular component (GO): neuron projection
Molecular function (GO): tryptophan 5-monooxygenase activity; iron ion binding
Source: RefSeq, a predicted model, not a curated record